This is a messenger RNA of Alligator sinensis (Chinese alligator), 960 nucleotides long. Its product is annotated as olfactory receptor 1052-like. Lineage: Eukaryota; Metazoa; Chordata; Crocodylia; Alligatoridae. Gene Ontology annotation, cellular component: membrane. The record is from RefSeq and is a predicted model, not a curated record. The coding region runs from base 1 to 960 and encodes 319 amino acids. Gene Ontology annotation, biological process: G protein-coupled receptor signaling pathway. Gene Ontology annotation, molecular function: olfactory receptor activity; G protein-coupled receptor activity. The transcript has a single exon.
AUGGAAAACCACACCACUGUGACUGAAUUUAUUCUUUUGGGACUUUCCAGUGACCCACAACUUCAAUUUUUACUGUUCUUUGUAUUUUGGGUAAUAUAUCUAAUCACCCUAGCAGCAAAUGCAGUCAUCAUGUUGGUGAUAAAAGCUGAUUCUCACCUUCACACCCCCAUGUAUUUCUUCCUUUUUUACCUAUCCCUUAUUGAUAUCUGCUAUUCCUCAGCCAUUGUCCCUAAGAUGCUGGUGAAUUUUCUAGCAGCACAUAAGACUAUUUCUGUCAAUGCUUGUUUUACCCAGAUGUUCUUCAUGCUUUUCUCAGGUUCUUGUGAGAUAUCCAUGCUCUCAGCAAUGGCUUAUGAUCGUUAUACUGCCAUAUGUAAGCCGCUGCAUUAUGCAGGGACUAUGAACAAAAGAGUGUGCAGGCAACUCGUGGGUGCUUCCUGGACAAUGGGUGUUAUGCAUUCCUUGGUCAAUACAGUUCCUGUGUCCAAAUUGCACUUCUGUGGGCCCAAUGAAAUUGAGCAUUUUAGCUGUGACCUUCCCCAUCUACUUACACUGUCCUGCUCCAGGACAUUCAUCAACAAAAUAGCUCUUCUUUUUUCUGCUGUUAUCCUUGGUUUUGGAACUUUCCUCCUUACAUUGAUUUCCUACAUACACAUCAUUUUCACCAUCUUGAGGAUACGCUCUGCAGAGGGUAGACGUAAAGCCUUCUCCACCUGCAGCUCCCACCUCAUUGUGGUGGGUUUAUUGUAUGGAGCAGGUUUUUUUCAGUACAUGAAACCCAGUUCAAUUUCUUCAGUUACCCUAGAUCAAGUUUUCUCCAUCCAGUACAGCAUCUUAACCCCCAUGGUAAACCCCAUCAUUUAUAGUCUUAAAAAUGAAGAAGUGAAAACAGCCUUGGGCAGAAUUUUCACAAAAAAAAAAAAAUGUUUCUCAACUGAUGUAAAUAGAGUACAACUGUAA